Molecule: messenger RNA, 14007 nt
Organism: Sceloporus undulatus (fence lizard)
Lineage: Eukaryota; Metazoa; Chordata; Lepidosauria; Squamata; Phrynosomatidae
Gene: PRUNE2
Product: prune homolog 2 with BCH domain
Exons: 19
Coding region: 73-9216 (3047 amino acids)
Biological process (GO): apoptotic process
Cellular component (GO): cytoplasm
Molecular function (GO): pyrophosphatase activity
Source: RefSeq, a predicted model, not a curated record
AGAAGGCAAGUCCUCCCUCUGGUCCUCCGGAGGCUUGGGCAGGAGCUGCUGCUGCCAGGAGGAGAGUCUGAGAUGGAGGCAUUCCUGCAGCGGAGCAAGAGCAGGCUGAGUCGAAAUAAGCACCUAGAUAAAGUGCAUGUAGUCCUUGGAAAGAAGUCCUGUGAUUUGGAUUCUUUUAUUUCUGCUCUGAUAUAUGCCUAUUAUCUUGAAAAGGUCAGCCCACCUAACAUUCUUUGCUUGCCUGUACUGAACAUAACGAGAAGAGAAUUCUGCUACUGUACAGAAACUGGAUUUAUUUUGGAAGAGCUGAAUAUUCCAGAGUCUCUCCAUGUUUUCCGUGAUGAAAUCAAUUUGAACCAGCUUAACAAUGAAGGGAAAUUAUCUCUUACACUACUGAACAGUAGAGCACUGACAAGCGAAGAUAAAAGUUUGGAAUCAGCUGUCGUCAGAGUCAUCUGCCCUGAAGAGCAACGUGAUGGCAAUCUGGAGUUAGCAGAAUCCACCUCCUCUCUUGUAGCGAAAGAGCUUCUUCAAAAGGCACCCGAGUUAAUCACUUUACAACUGGCUCAUCUCCUCAGAGGGAGCAUCCUCUCUAAAGUCGUGGCCAUGGAUCUUGAGAAAAUUACUGAAGAACAAGAAGAAGUGCUUUCCAGUUUGGAAGAGAAAUUCCCAGAGCUGCUUCCUCGAGAGGAUAUUAUCACCGUGCUUCAGGGGGCUCAGUUUCAAGCAUAUGGGCUAAGGAUUGAGGAGGCUAUGCUCAAGGAUCUCAAAGAGGUGUCAGACGGAGAGAUAAAAGUAGCAGUUAGUACUGUGUAUAUGAACCUAGAGGACUGCCUCUUACAAAGAAACAUGACUGGAGACCUAAAAGAAUUUGUGGACAAAUAUGGCUUUGAUGUCCUUGUCAUUUUGGCCAGCUACAUAUCAGAAGAGGACCAAGAAAAAAGGCAAAUAGCAGUUUAUUCAGAAAACAUGGAGCUGGGAAACCAAAUCUGUUGUGAGUUAGAGGAAUGUCAGAAUCCUUGCCUGGAACUAGAUCCUCUGGAGUAUGGCUGUGACCAACUCCUCCUUUAUCAGCAAGCUAACUCUACAGCAAAUUGUGAUGAAAUUUUUUUGCUAAUGAAAGAUGUUAUCACCAGAAGACACCCAGAGAUGGCAUCAAACAGUAGGACAUCUUCCACUGAAGCUGUUGCUGGAAGUGCACCACUUUCCCAAGGGUCUUCUGGAAUUGUGGAAUUGUAUGGUUCUGAUAUUGAACCCCAGUCAAAUGUUGUCAACUUUAUAGAGAACCCUCAAGAUCAUAAUGGAUCUGCUCAAGCCCAUGCUGAUGUUAAUGUAGAUCUUGUGAGUCCAGACAGUGGACUUGCUACUAUUAGAAGCAGCAGAUCUUCCAAAGAGAGCUCAGUUUUUCUUAGUGAUGAUAGUCCAGUAGCAGAGGGAGCUGUAUCUCAUCACAGUUUCCUCUCUGGUUUUGACUCUUAUAGCCCUAUUCCAGAAGGAGCAGUAGCUGAAGAAAAGCCUCAGUCUAGAAACAGCAGUGACAAUUUUGAUUUUUUCAACUUUGAUUUAGCACCGAUGGCUACAGUUCAGACAGAGGUUUCUCAUUCUGUAGACUGUUCUCCUGGUGAUGAUUUCUCCCAUGACAGUGGCUCAUCAGAAGGACAGCAGCCAGCUGACUCAAAAAUAGCUGGUGGGACCAAUCCAUCAGAAUAUGAAAUUUCAUAUUAUUCAGCUGAUUUGCUAGUGACAAGAAAUGAAGAAGAUGACACAGUAAAAUUUAAUGAGCAUACACGCCACCCACAAAAUGCUAGAGAUUUUACAAAAUCAAAAUCAAGUUUGUUGGCCUUGGAAAAUGAUUCUCCGCCUUCUUCGGAAGUGGUGAAAAAUGAUGAGAGAAGAACUCCACCAACCCCAAUGAACAGCCUUGUGGAUACAUCACCUUUAGAUAGUGGCCUACCUUUAUUUUAUCCACAAGAUGUAAUUAAAAAAAUUAAUGAAAUUGAUCAUGUGAACCAUCCUCAGUCUCGUGUUAGAUAUAGUAGCUGGUGGGAUGGUUUUGAAUUAGGUUCAAAAGAUGCUGACACAUGGAGUUCAGCUGAAACAGAAGCUGCAUUUCAGAAUCCUGAUUCGUGGAAAGAUCAUAAAGCAAGUCUACUGCAGAGAAAGCAAAUUGACAGAAGAGCUUCAGAUUCAGUCUGUGCACAAAAAUAUCCAAAGCAACUGGAAUUUUCAGGAACAAGUAUUUGGGAGGAUCAACUGAGUCCUAUCCAGAAUGAGCAUGAUUUGGGAAACCAAGAAAAAGAGAACGGGCAACAAAAGGAAGACUUUUCUAAUGUGUGGGAAUCCAGUCAACCAAUGCCUGCAACAUGUGAUCUGUGGGAUAAUACCAACCAUCACACUGGAUGUGUGGAGACAAAUUCACCUAAUGCUUGGUCAAAGCUUGAUUGUGCUGGUUCUGAGCUUUCAGAGGAUGUGUGGAAUGUUCCUCAUGUAGAUUUUGAUCACAUUUCACAAAGGAAUUUUGACACAUGGGCUGUGCCUAAACAUUUGCCAGAAAUCUCUGGAGAAAAUGAAUGUGAAAAUCUAAACAGCCAAGUUGAUUUACAAUCCAAAAAUAAAGAUAAUCACAGUUCAAUAGAUAACCACAGAGCAUAUACAAAUGAACAGUCUCAUGUUAAUAGUAUGCAGAAGAAUGUUAAAUUGACCUUGGAACACCAAAAUGACACUGUAGAAAAUUCCAAACAAAAUCAUAAUGUAGAGGGAUGGGGUGUGUCUGAUUCAGACAUCAGAAAAGAAAUACUUGGAAACAUCUCUUGGGAAGAUCCCUUCCUGUCCUACAGAGAUCCAGAUUUUAUCACAUCAAAUACAGGUGAAGACUUAGUUGUUUCUCCACCAGAUACAAAUUAUUCAACCUCAGACUCCUAUGUAUCACCAUCAGGAACUGGAGAUGAAAGAGAAGGUGAAGGCAAGCUUUCUAAUGGAGAACUGAUCUUUGAUCAAAUGAUAAACUCAAACCCAGGUGAACAUGUAACAUGUGCUUUAACACAGGAGAAAUCAUUCCCACAGUUAUCUCCUAUACAUUCAUCUGAUUCCAGUUGUGAAAACAGAAGCCCUGAGAAAGAAACAGAACCUGCACAUUCUAAAGUUAACCUUGUAGCAAACGCUGUUUUACUUGAUUCAGAACAAAAAGGUGCCAUGUAUUUUUCAGAUAACUGCUGUAUUGAUGAAAGUAGUCCUUCUACUUCUGAAGACUGUGGAUUAAUGGUGAUUUCUGUACAGACAAGUAAUCUUUCACUGUCAUCCAAAGAAAAUGCUGAAAUAACUAGUGGAGACAGUCUUAUGGAGACAAACUAUCUACAUUUGGACCCCAAUGACAUGAAGAGCACUAUUUCAGUUAGUAGUAAAGUAAAAGACAACGAACAGUCUCAGCAGAGUGAUGAACUUCUAGAUAAACAUUUAGACCAGUGGAAUCAACAACUCUAUCGCAGUCAACAGCCUGGAGUGGAACACAAUGAUGUUUCCUCUGCUUUGUUGCAAAGAGCUCAGGAAUGUAAACGGAAGACUGAUGAAGGAAGUGGACAUGAUACCCUUAACAGUAUUAACAAUGAAUACACAGAGAAUGACAACACACCACCAUCAUCUUUGCUUGCUCUGUCAUACAUUAAUAAUUCAGAUGAAAGCCUGACAAUGUCUGAUAAUCCCAGAUCAACUGAAAAGCCAAGAAGUAAUGGGAGUCUUGAAGAUGUAUCAGCAGAACCAUCAGAAAUAAGCAUACAGUUUCCUAAUUGGACUAAUUCUGUCAAUGAGGACAAGAAGAAAGAAUCUCCAGAUAGCAAUGCAGAUUGUUUUGCUAUGUCUCCCAAAGAUGGUAGCAAGUCUUUGGUACAUCUUGACACAGCUGAUAAUUCAAAAUACAGUGUAAAUGUGGCAUCAUCAUCAGUUCUGAAAUGUUUUGAUAAGGAUUUCUCAUCACAAAAAACUCUUGAGCAGGAAAAUCCUUCUCUAGGUUCUGUGGGAAAGGAGAACAGUCAAGAAAAGCUUUCUGCUAUAUUUGCUGAGUGUCAAGGUCAAUGGGAUAAAUUGCUCAGCAGUCACGAAACAUCUUUGGAAGAUAUAAAUCAAGAAAGAGCAACUGAAAAUCUGCAAAAUCCAUAUGCAGAAUAUACUAAAUCCAUGGAUACAACAGGGGAACCUAUAAUAAGUAAUUCAUUGCCAUAUGAAAUGGAUUAUUCUGAAAGAGGUGAAACUUUUGAAAGUCUAGUAUAUGAAAAUAAAGGUUCAAAUAAAACAUAUAUUGAUAUUACACCUCAUCAUGAAUCAUUCCAAAUUCUGGCUGCUUGGAAUAUAUCAGUGAAUGAACAAACACAUUCUCUUGUUGUAAGCCCUACAAUAAAAGAAGCACUUGGAGAGUCAAUUACCACCUGCAGUUUCCCAGAAGAUAUUGAAGUCAAAGACACCUACCAUGAUGGCAAUACCUGUGGCGAUUCCAUUCAUGAAUAUACACGCUCGAGUGCAACAAGUCCAGAUUUCAGUGACUCUUCUAUAAAGAUGCAUACUUGGGACAGCUUGCAAGCAGCUAAUAAUGAAAAAGAAAAUGAAGAUAAUUGGGAUAUCACAAAUUAUGGUAAAGCAGAAGAAUUACUUGAGACUAAAAGCCAAGAAGAUUCUGAAACAAGCACUGAUCACAAGGUUCCCAAAAACUUAGAUCUUUGGAAUGCUCACAUAGAGGAUGAUACAGUAUCUUCUUUAUCAAGCCCUGGAAUAGAUGAAGAUUCAGAAUAUUCAAAUGUGCAUCAGUCAGGAAAAAAGUCAGAUGUAAACCCUGAUAAACUGGAGGAAGAUACAAUACAGGAAUCUUUGUAUUCCCAUGAAACAAACCUGGCAGUUAAUUCAGAGAGUUCAGGUCCUCAGCCCAGGUUGGACCAAAAUAUCCAUGAAAUGGCAUUAAAUACAUGUUUUGAAGAGGGUGAUGCUUGUAGUACUUUAAAGAAAGAUUAUUGUCAUGAAACUUCUGAAUAUUUAAGACACUUGGGAACAUCUCAGGAUAACGUACAUGACGAAACCUCUACUAUAAAUCAUGAACAAAAUUAUACUUCAAGGACUUCAGAUGUGUGGGAUUUACUACUGCAUAGUAAUUCUGAAAGUUCAUUAGAUAAAUUUCAGAUGUCCAGAGUGGAAGAUCUUGGAUUUUCAAAUGAUUCUUCAGAAUGGUGGAAUUUACAAAAACAAGAUGACAAUUCAAAAAUUAAUGAUUCAGUAGCUGUAGGCCAUGAUGUUUUGGGAGUGCUGAAAGAAAGAAGUGAAAAACUUGAAGAACUAAAUGCUGCUAGCUAUGAAAAGGAGUCUACUCGAUUAAACAAUGAAGGUGAACAUAAUAAUGGAGAACACUCAUUGGAUAAACAAAACGAACAAUUAGAUCAGGUUCCGGUAAACUUUGAAGAGUGUGAAUCACUGUCACAAUUAUAUAAUAAUAAAAGGGAUGAAAAAAAAGAGCCUUUUGCUGUUUCUGUUAGUGACCAGGACUGUCUUAAACAAUGUAUUCAGGAAGACUGGCAGUCAGGCCUGUUCAAUGCGCUUGCUCAGGUAGAUCUCAAGCUUGGUCUGUUAAACGAUCAUCUGAAUGUAGCUUCCAGUGAUCCCAAUGAAAUAAACAUAGGUAACCUAUCUGGUCAAAAACUAUUAGACCCACAUGAAAAAUCUUCACCAAAUACUCUGCAACUUCUAGCAGCAAAGACAUCCAGCUCAUUGCAUAAUGAAGACAGAGUUCCACAAGAAAAAACAUUUGUUCCAGAUAUAUUAAAAAAUAACCCUGCAGACUGCCAAGGAUUCACUGUUGAUCCAGAUUUGUGGAAUGUUGUGGAACAACCUUUCAAUCUGAGAACAAACAGAGAAAAUCCUGAUAUAUUAAGUCACUGUGAUCAAGACAGCAGUUCACAGGCCUCAAGCAGUCCUGAUGUUUGCCAUGAAUAUGAAAGCAAGCAGACAUGUGCAGAGUCUUCUGUUCUGCCUGAGCCUGAAGAAGCCACUCAUAUGUCUCCCAUGCUGUCAGAUAUGUGCAGAGACACAGACUUUUGUUUUAACCAGCAGCUGAUGAUUGACAGGGAAGAGAUAUGUCCUGAAGGAAAUGGUUCAUGCCUUCCAAAUAAUUAUGAUAUAAGCAUUGAAGAUUCCUACCAACUGUCACCUAAUAGAAGAGAAGAACAAUUUGAAAUUAGAAUGGUAAAAAUGGAGAUUUCUGACACAGUAAACAAAGCAACUAUUGAAAUAGAGGAUUUGCCAUGUUCUGGUACAGAAAGUGCGGAAAUGCCUCUAAAUCUAGAUAAGGAUGCAUUUGAAAAGAAAAUCAUUGAAGAAGAAGAAGUCUCAGCUUCUGUAAAUAAAUUUAUCCAUCCUACUGCUGCUCCAGUUUCGCCUACAGAUCGUUCUGUAUGUUGCACUUUUUCUGAGGGUAACCAGCUUUUUGGCUUUGACCAUGUAACAGGGAAUGUUGAUCAACAAGACACAUCAGAUAUCCAUGUUAAUAGUGAAGUUGUAAUAGAGCACAGUAAGAUAGCAAUUACCAAUAGCCCAUCUACCACAGUGAAUGCAACUAAUCCUCUGACAAUGUUAGACAAUGAAUCAGAGGAAAGUGCAGAAACACAGACAACAUUCACACAGAUGCAUUCACUGAAGGCCUCCCUAGAAGAAGAGAAAGAAGAUUUCCUGUAUGGUACAGGAAGCCAAUAUGCUAUCAACACUAUGCAAGAACCUGAAAAUAGGCAGGAGAGUCAUAGCCCAUGUUUUACAGGAUUACCUGAUAGACAGUCACCAUAUGCAUGUACUUCUCCAUUUGAGGUAGCAUUUGAUGAAGAGUACACUAAUGAAAAAGGUGACAUGAACAUUUCAGAAUGUGGCAUUAUGGAUAUAAAAGCUGAAAGUUCUCAAGGAGAUCAGGGUUGGGGAUCUCUUUUAGUAGAAUCUGAUGGGACUCCUGGAUCUUCUUGCACUUUGAAAAAAUUUGAGUAUGAAACAGAUUCAAGUAAUAUUGAAUCACCAACUGGUGACAGUGAAAUUAACAUUUCAGAAUCUAAAGAUACUGCUAUCAAAGGCAAGGUUGCAGAACAUAUUCAAGAAGAUCAAGGCUGGGGUUCACUUUUGCUAGAAUCUGAUGAACAUUCAAACAUUUUGAAAGAAUUCGACCAUGGAACAGAUUCAAGUAAUAUUGAUUCUCAAGCUGGUGAAGGUGAAUUGAAUAAUUCAGAAGCUGGACAUAGCGAGGCCAAUUCCAAGGCUGGGCUUUAUUCUCAAGAAGAUCAGGACUGGGCUUCUUUAUUGUUGGAAUCUGAAAUAACUCCCAUGUCAUCUGAUUCCUUGAAAGAAUUUGAAUAUGAAGCAGAACCAAAUCAUAUCAGUUCACCAGCAGGUGGAGAUGUAUGCAUGAGCAAUGAAACUGUCUGUGAUAUGCUUAGCAAUGAUAGUAAAGGAUAUAAAUCCACAGAGAGGGCAGAGAUGACAAAUGAAGAAAACAAGGAGGAUACAGUGUUAAAUGAAGUGGAAGAUCAGUCUUCACUAGAAAUGGAUUACGUCCUCAUUAGUGGUGAAGAAAAUGUACCUUUGAGGAAGGAUAUCUUGGUAACACAAGAAAGCCAUUUCACUCCACAGGAAACUACAGCAGUGGCAGAACAAACAGAUUCUCUUGAAACCUUUUCACCAGACUCCUCAGAUACAUUUCAGUCAAUCUCCAUAAUAAAUGAAAGUGAAGGGCAGUCUACUCUGGAGACUGAAUGGGAUUCUUUUUAUUUAGGAGAGAAACCUUCUGCUGUUGUGUCUCAAAAACUGGAAGAUGAAAAGAAGCCAUCCAGAAGCCCUGUGCAAGAUCAGGAAUGGACUAUGGUGGGCCAAAACGAAGUGGAUGAUGUAUCCCCUGAAGAAAACUGUAGUAGGACAGACACAAUGCAGUCACUGUGUGGAAAUCCUGUUAAAGAAUUAGAAGAUGUGUUAAUCCAGGAACUGAUCUCUGAGACACAAGCUGAAACUCUACUAGAUAGAAACCCUCAGAAAUUGUUGGAGCAAGAGGAUGAGAUUUCAUACAAUGGAAGAACAGAUGCUCUUUUAUUUCAAGCUGAUGACGGCAGUGGUGAUUUGGAAACCCAUUCACAACAUCCUAAUGAUGGCAUAGUAACAGAACAAGAAAUGGACCAGCAGACCCAGUUUGCUGACUGCGAGAAAGAACCUGGUCAUAUAACAGGAUUGGUAUCAAAGGAUGUGGGAAUGGAUAUCCCCUUCAGUGAGGCUGUGCUAAACUCCAGUGCUACAGAGAUGAGACCUGAACCUCCUAACUCUCUCGAUCUUGAUGGCACCAACCCUAGAAGGAUAAAGCUUACUGCUCCAAAUAUCAAUCUCUCUUUGGACCAGAGUGAAGGAUCUGUCCUUUCGGAUGAUAACCUGGACACUCCAGAUGAAAUUGAUAUCAAUGUAGAUGAUCUCGAAACCCCAGAUGAAGCUGAUUCUUUUGACUAUACUGGACAUGAAGAGCAGCCAGCCAGUAAAGAAAUUGCCCAUCAGGUAUCUGAAUCAAUUCCAGAGUAUACUGCUGAAGAAGAGAGAGAGGACAACAGGUUGUGGAGGACAGUUGUCAUCGGAGACCAGGAACAUAGGAUUGAUAUGAAAGCAAUUGAACCAUAUAAAAAAGUCAUUUCUCAUGGAGGAUACUAUGGUGAUGGUCUAAAUGCCAUCAUUGUGUUUGCUGCAUGUUUUCUACCAGACAGCAGCCAAACUGAUUACCACUAUGUCAUGGAAAACCUUUUCCUAUAUGUAAUAAGCACUUUGGAGCUCAUGGUAGCUGAAGACUACAUGGUGGUUUACUUGAAUGGAGCAACACCAAGGAGAAGGAUGCCAGGCCUGGGCUGGAUGAAAAGAUGUUACCAAAUGAUUGAUAGGCGGUUAAGAAAGAAUUUGAAAUCCUUCAUCAUUGUCCAUCCCUCUUGGUUUAUCAGAACAAUUCUAGCAGUGACACGGCCUUUUAUAAGCUCAAAAUUCAGCAGUAAGAUACAAUAUGUCAGCACUUUGGCAGAGCUCAGUGAACUAAUUCCAAUGGAAUAUGUAAAUAUCCCAGAAAGUAUUGUCAAACUGGAUGAAGAGCUGAGAGAAGCAUCAGCAAAAGCGAGCUGUCUUUCUAAUGAGCAAGAAAUAACUUCAGUCCAGGAGGAUGUCGACAUGAAGCUGAAAGGAAAUUCCUAAUUUUCUUGGCAACCUAAAGAAGAGACAUUUCCUCUGUUCGAUGUGCCUGAGCCUUGAGGAUGGGGACAUUUUGGUUUCUCAAGUUCUACACUAUCCCCCAUGAUCUUCUUGUUCGCAAAUCUCAUUCAUUACCAUGAGGCCUAUUUGUGCAAGAAACCAUUCUUGGUAGAUUGCAAGCUAUGUUUUCUGAUCUCCCAGUGCCAUUCAGUGCUUUUGCAGGUAAAGAGGAAGGAAGGAGGCUCUAUUUCUGCUGCUACCAGACAGAGAACGACAUGUGGAUUGUGGCUUUGUGUAAUCUUGUCUUCAGAAGUGUUACCUGCAAUAAGGAAAUAGCUUUCAUUGUGCAUUUUUCAAUUCCAGAUUGUUUUGCUAUUAAUGUGCCUCCCCCAUGAUUUGGCAGGCUUGAUUAAUUCCACUAAUGGGUGGAAUAGUUCCAUUUUGUCUUCAGUAUAUUAAAAUUUCUGUGCCUAGCUGAACAAGAGAUGUUUUACAUAUGUGCUUCAGUCUUCUAGUGUGUAUCAAAGGGAUCCUGAUAUGCAUGCAAGGAGAAACAGAUUGCUCCUUUCUUUUCUAUCUGAAGGAAGAAUAUUUAUUGAAGGGAAAGGAACAUCUUCACCACUUGUGGGGCACCAUUAAUAUUUCACCGAUCUUGGGGUUGUCAUCAUUGUUUGUCAUUCAUUGUUUGCAUUUCUUUCCUAUCACUGUGCCUAAAUUGCAGACACUGUGCAGGACCACCCUUGAGAUUACUCUGCCAUGAAUAAGACAGAGGAUGUUUUUUUUUUCAUAGUUGUGUGGAUGCGUCCAUAACCGUGAAAACAGAAAUUUCAGGAAGCUUCUAUCCAAGCUUCCAUCCAUUACAAGGAAGCAUGAAAUCAUGCACCCACAGCAAUGCGAACAGAAACUGAAAAGAGUCUAAAUAUAUAAAACAUGUGGUAAGAGGACCAGCUGGUAUUUUGAAACAUCUGUGCAAGGAGAAACAAAAGCUCUGCUUUAAUUUAAUUUCUGUACCAAUUGCCACCACCAACUAAGCAUCAGAUCAACAUCUGUUGCUAGUUAUAGAACAAGGCAGUGAUAGAAAAACACCCAUCCCUUUAUUAAGUAGAAAGUCAUACACAUUCUGAAACACAUUUCUUGAUUUUCAAAUGGUGGUGACUAAUGUGUCCAUUGGACAGACCAGAUAUAGAUUACUAUGAGUUGUAUAUGUCUCAUUUAAUCAAAAAUUGUGAUGGUAAUAGACUUAACAAUGAAGCAUAAUAAAUUUAAUAAGUCACCAGUCGUUACCAUUCUGCUGUAUAAAUCUAGUUUCAAGUAGAUUUAGGUAUAAAUCAAUGGCAUCUGAAGCUGUUAUUAUUAUUAACCAUCAUAAACCAUCAACCAUCAGUAGCUAUUAUGUACAACAGGAGUAGUAAUGUACAGGCUUAUGGUUGCCAUUCUUUCCAUGCACAUAUCACAAUACACAAGUUUUCAGUCUUCUGCAGUACAUUAUCCAAGCCAUAACUGCUGAACAACUAUAUAUAUUGUUUUGAAUAUUUUAAAGUAUUUUUCCCAUAUGGAGGGUAGAAGCAUUUUUUAUCUGGACUACUGUAGUUGUGUGGAUGUGUCCAGACAUACCGAGGAAUAUAAAAUCUGUCUGCUUAUGGCUUUUCCAGAGGGGAAAAAAUCUGCCUACUGUGCACAUUAAAUUUUAUCAACCUAGAUACACACACCAAUUUUAUCCUGGAUUAUUGAUCCAUGGAAUUUAUGCAUCGGCUCUUAACUACAUAACUGCAUCCUUUCAACUCCAUUAUUUCUGUCUUGGGUGCUUAUCGCAUGAAUUUUAAAAGCGUUUCAAGCCUCACGGGCUAGGGCUGGGACACAGGAUGGAGGCAGGGAUUAUUGCAUGCUAAAUCUCUGCCUAAUUGUCACCUGCCAUCAACCCAGGUCCCAGCCGUGCUCCACCUGCACUUUUUAGAAGCCAGAAAGCUUCUGACCUUGAAAAAGUGCUGGCAGAGCACAGCUGGGACCCGAUUUGGACCUGGGCUGAUGAUGGGUGGCAAUUAGCUGGUGAUUUAGCAAGGAUAAUCCCCACAUUGAUCCUGCAUCCCGGCUCCAGCCCGGGAGGCUUGAAAAGAUCAUGCAAUAAACUCCUUAGUUUGUUCAUCUUGAUCCUGUACUAGAGCUUGCGAUCUAAACAGAACACUUGGAAUUUUCCUUUUCUGUGUUUGAGAUGGGUAUUCUUUUGCCCUCCAGUUGCUUUGGACUUUUACUUCUUGAUGCUACAGCCAACAUAAUCAGUGCUAAGGAAUGCUGGCAUUUGUAGCUCUAAACAUCUGGAACACUAAAGAUUACUACCCCAGAUAUAGUUGGGGAUUCUUCUUAACUGAUUUUUUUUCCCAAUGGAGGAAGCACUUUCUGGCAGAGGAAGGAAAUCUCUGCAUCCAAUCCAAUAGUUCAAAUAGGUUGGAUUUAAAGAAAAAACACAAACAGACUGAAUAUGUGGAGUUGAAAACCUCACAGAAAACUAAGACUGAAUAUGGUUUAUUGAAAGAAAUGAAGACAACAGGGCUGGCUCAUGAACAGGAGAGAUGCCCAGUAUGCAAAAGGAUCUUGUAGCAUAUUUGGGACUAACUGUGUGAAAGAAGUUGUAGAAUAAGCUUUUGUAGACUUGGUCUGCUUCCUCAGAUGAGGAGUGAUGCUGUUACCUUGGGCAGCACUGUGUCUGAAUCCAGAAAUUCCCUGUCUCCCUCCUCCCCAUCACUUUUGCAGAAUGAUAUACAGUAAAUGUUUGGCUCUGAGGUGUCUUUGGAGCUACACUUUAUGGGAAGAGUGGCUAGGCAAAUCAGGGGUGCCUUUCCUAGUAACUCCUUCCAUAACGAUUUGUCCGCAGGACUCUCAGUACUAGGAACUUAGUGAAAAGAUUGCUUUGUAGAGCCUGAAUAUCUAGUGGUGGUGUUACCAUCACUAUGGUGCAAUGUGGGAGGGAAUACUUCACUUCCCAUCUUGGACAAUCAGAAAGUUUAGGCUGUUCCUGCAAGGCAAGGAAUUGUUUUUAUUGGAAUGUUGGGGAUUUUUUUUUCUUUUGCAGCAUAUCUGUCAACUAUAUAUUGUAUUAAAGGAAAUGGUUUCUGCUUACUGGUUCUUGCUUCUAGUGAUUUUUCUCUUGCCGUUGCUUAAAUUAGACCGUAUGCAGACAGGCACCUCUUGGCUUCCUGGUUUUCUUCUACUUUUCAUCUAUAAUCCAGCUUUCCCUCAUUUUAGCAGCCCAUUUGACAGGCACAGUGGCAAAUCGAAUGCUAAUUCAUCAGUCAGUUUUUCCCCUCUCCCAUGUUUCAAGUAGACUAUUAAAAUAUUUUAAAAGCACAGCAUGAAUAUUUAGAUAUUCAAAUAUUUACUCUGCAUCUUAUUUAUAUUUCAAUCCCCACCCUCAACACCCAAAUUUCUUUAACAACAACGAUUCCAGGAAGAAGGGUUUGGGGAACAGAGGUGUUAAUGACAUUAUACAACAGGAUUAGUCACUCAGUGCCACGCAUGGCUGUUUUCUGCUGCAAAUUGGGUAAGUUUCUCUUAGAUCAGCCCUGAAGAGAUGGCAGCAUAUAUGUACAAAACACUCGUUUUGGGAUCGAUUUCUGACACGUAGCCAAGCUGAAUCAGAAAUCGAGUCAUCCUUCCAAUGGGAAUUCCCCCCUGGUGUGCUUUUCCAAUGAGUUCAGCAUUCAAAUUGUGCAUGUCUUUAUACAGACUGAAUAUUAGCUCUUGGUAGAAAAACAAACAAUAAAAGCCAUGUGUUACCAGUUCUUAAGAAUGGCAUCCUGUUCCAUUUUUACUAUCACAUAUUUGUUUUAGCCUUUCUCCAGUUGCCAUCUGUUGAAUCCUUUGUCAGAACAAAAGUUGCCAUUGCUUAUUUUAAGAUGUAAAAUUUAUUGUGACAUUUUGGAAGGCUGUAGCACCAUGUUCAUUUGUUUUGUUUUGUUGACAAUUUUUGCACUAAGUGUGAUACUAAGGGCUCAUCCAGAAGAGGGGGAAAAAUCUCUGGACAUAUCAAGAGUUUCCAUUCUUUGUGUUGUUUUAUUUUCCUUGUGUAUUCAUUGGUUAGCAUCCAAACUAUAUUUUGAUAUAUCCUGGGUUUUCUUCUUUCUCCUUUCCUUAUGUUCCUCCUCUUCCUUCUACUACUGCUAAUGUGCCAUUCAUGCAACAUUUCAGAAACUGAUUUUGACCAAUUUUUGUUGAGCCUUCUUUGCUAUUAUUCAGGAUGUAUAGUUGAAUUGCUGAAGUGCUCGAGCAAUAUCACACUAAGUAAACACUAGGAUAAUAUUAUAAUAUUAUCUGCUGCAGCCAUCUUUAGUUUUAGGAUACAGCCUAGUAAAGAUGCAUGUCAUUUCAAAAAACACUGGGUAAGUGACCAGGGAAGUAGAAAUGAAAAGUCCUUUGUAAUGACAGGAGUCCCCAGGAAAUACUCUUAAGAAAACAUGGAGAUCUCAAAAAUAAAAUAGCUUUUUACAGAAGCAAAAUGGGACUUCCAGAGACUUAUUUCUUAUCUGGAGGGGCUCUUCAUUAAUGUAAGCAUGGAGUUCCAUGCACAUCUUGAAAGAUGCCACCUUUAAGAUCAUAGACUUACCAUUAGUGGAAAAAAGAGAACCAUGCCCACAGAAUUUUCAGGAGGGGAGUUACAGUUCUCCCAUUAAAGAUUAUUUGGUGCCCUUUGAACUUUCCUGGGUCUGAAAUAGCCUCAUCCCCCCCCCCCAACUAGACUUGACCCUCUGAUUACUUCUGAUUUGGAAACAAGUGGAUGUGUGAGACAUGGGAGACUUGAAA